Molecule: messenger RNA, 1173 nt
Organism: Laetiporus sulphureus 93-53
Lineage: Eukaryota; Fungi; Basidiomycota; Agaricomycetes; Polyporales; Laetiporaceae
Exons: 8
Coding region: 1-1173 (390 amino acids)
Cellular component (GO): cytosol
Molecular function (GO): NAD binding; formate dehydrogenase (NAD+) activity; oxidoreductase activity, acting on the CH-OH group of donors, NAD or NADP as acceptor
Source: RefSeq, a predicted model, not a curated record
AUGUUCGCACGACUUGCUCGCAUCCCUGGCCCGCUUGCAUCCUCUCGGUCCCUGUCUCAUAGCAUCCCAUCUUCCAGUGCCUCAUGGAGUCGGGGAAUGAAGGUGUUGGCUAUCCUCUACCGCGGCGGUGAUGCUGCGAAGCAAGAGCCUCGUCUGCUCGGCACUGUCGAGAAUGAACUCGGCCUGCGCAAGUGGCUUGAGUCCGAGGGCCACGAGUUCAUCGUCACAGAUAGCAAGGAUGGGCCUAACAGUGACCUUGACAAGCAUAUUGAGGAUGCAGAAAUAGUCAUUACGACUCCUUUCCAUCCCGGGUAUAUCACCCGUGACCUAAUUAAAAAGGCCAAGAACCUGAAAGUGUGCGUCACCGCCGGUGUCGGCUCCGACCAUGUCGACUUGAACGCCGCCGUCGAGCGCAAGAUCCAAGUGCUCGAGGUGACCGGCUCCAAUGUGACCUCAGUCGCCGAGCACGUCGUCAUGAGCAUCUUGCUUCUCGUGCGCAACUUUGUCCCGGCACACGAGAUGAUCGAGCGCGGCGAUUGGCAGGUCUCCGAGAUCGCACGUAAUGCGUACGACCUCGAGGGUAAGGUCAUCGGUACGAUUGGUGCGGGCCGCAUCGGCUACCGUGUCCUGGAGCGUCUCCUGCCUUUCGGCACGAAGGAGCACCUCUAUCAUGAUUACGCCUCGCUGUCAGCUGAGGCCGAGAAGGCAGUGAACGCUCGCCGUGUGCAGGACCUCAAGGACAUGGUAUCGCAGUGCGACGUUGUCACCGUCAAUUGCCCGCUCCAUGAAGGCACCAAAGGCCUCAUCAAUGCCGAAGUUCUCAGUCAUUUCAAGAAGGGCGCAUGGCUCGUCAACACCGCGCGCGGAGCCAUCUGCGACAAAGACGCCGUCGCCGCCGCGCUGAAGAGCGGCCAGCUCUCCGGCUACGCCGGCGACGUGUGGAACGUGCAGCCCGCGCCGCGCGACCACAUCUGGCGCACAAUGAAGAACCCGCUUGGCGGUGGCAACGGCAUGGUACCGCACUACUCUGGCACGACGCUCGAUGCGCAGGCGCGCUACGCGGCGGGUACGCGUGCGAUCCUUGAGAACUAUCUCACUGGUAAGCCGCAGAAGCCGGCGGACGUCAUUGUAGGCGUUGGCAAGUACGAGACGAAGUCGUACGGCCAGCGAUAG